Molecule: messenger RNA, 2009 nt
Organism: Paramecium primaurelia
Lineage: Eukaryota; Ciliophora; Oligohymenophorea; Peniculida; Parameciidae
Source: the annotation of a GenBank genome assembly
AUGGAAGAAGUACGAUUCAAACACAGAAAAGCUUCAAAAAGCUCAAGUGUACUAUCAAUGUUAGCUAUUCAAAGACCAGAUAAAACAUAGUCUAGUUUACAAACAAUUGUUGGAAUAGUAAAUUCAAUGGUUGGAUCAUUAUGUUUAGUAUUACCAUUAGUAUUUUUGAAUUAUGGAGUGAUUUCUUGCACAGUGAUUAUGAUUAUAUUGGGAUUUGUUCAAUAUAAUACUUGUUCUCUUUUAAUACUUCAUCUAAAAGAUUAGGAAAUAGAUACUGAACAUAUGAUAAAAAGAAUUUUAGGUAAACCAUGGAUGCAAGCUUUCAGAUUUUGUUCUGGCACCUUAUUGUUUAUUGUUGGAAUCAUUUACUUUCAAUUAAUCAAUCUUACAUUAUACCCAAUUACAACAUACAUUUUAAGCUAUAAUGAUAUUGAGUUUGCAGAUGCAAGUGAAAAUUUUGUAUUUAAUAAGUAUUUAUUACUUUAUAAUAUUUAAGGUAUUCAAUUUAAUGGUAAGCUUUGAUAGUCUUUCUUCCACUAUCAACAUUAUUGUUAAUCAAGGAUAUUACAACAAUUGUUAAAAUAGCUCAUUAUGGAGUAAUUGCUUUAUUUGCAUAUGGAAUCUUUAUCAUUUAUAUAUUUAUAGUUAAUUUGACAAGUGAGGAUAUUUCAUAAAAAUUCCAAUAAAUAACUUUAUGGUCUUGGGAAUUUAGUUAACCUGCUGGUUAAUUUGCUUUAGCCUUUAUGAUUCAUAAUGCUAUAGGAUAAUUAAUGAAAAAUAAUGAAAAGAGAGAUAAUAAUUCUAGAGAUUUGGCUAUAGCUUAUACAAUUGCAGGAAUAAUUUAUGGCAUAGUUGGAAUAUUUGGUUCAAUUGGAAUUCUGGUAAUAACUUAAAUUAAUUUAGGGAAUUGAAAAUGUUCAUGAUGCUUAAACGAUACUUAAUUGUUUUAAGAAAUCAGAUAUAGAGAUUAUUAUAAUAGAGAGUUUAUUUUUAGUACAUUUGGUUACAGCAUUUCCAAUAUUUAAUAAUAUUAGCAAAUAUUAGAUAUUAGAAGUACUUUAUAAUAAAAAGGAACCAUCUAAAAUGGUAUAUUGGGGAUUCAGCAUUUUGUUUAUGGUUUUAUGUUUAACAAUCUAAAUUUUGAAUAUUCCAGUUGGAGUUGUAAUUUCUUUUGAUGGAGCAGUUUGUGGGUUCUUAUUAGUAUACAUAGUUCCAAUCAGUUUGCAUUUGAAAUGUUAUUACACUUAGAAUAAAGUCACUUUGAUAGGGGAUGAAGAUGAUUAAUUUAAUACUCAAUAAAAUUGUGUGAAUCAUAAGGAUAAGAAUUCGAUUCCUAUGUUUGCUAGGAUUGCAUUCUACACUUUGAUGAUGGGAAUUGGAAUAUACAAUUUAUUUGUAUAAUUUUAUGAUAUAUUUAAAUCCUGAUAUUAAAAUAAAAUUAAAAUAUUUAAUAUGCUACAAUUAAUUAGGGUAGGAAAGAGACAGUUAGUUUGUGUUCCUUCGUUUAAUUAUAAAUUAAGAAGGCCAGCCCCUAAGAUGUCAGAGUAUGAUAAAGAAAGGAUUGAAUAUAAACAUUUAAUGAAUUAGGUAGGAAAUUAAAGAUAUCAAAGUAUAGGUCAAGAAUUGUCAAGGACUUUUGGGAAGAAUAAACUAAAAUUGAAAAUUAAUAUAUAGAUGACUAUUUGGCAAAAGAAAAAGCAAAAUAAGAGAGACUUGAUAUUUAUAGAAGAAAUUAAACUGUAAUCUAAACAUUUAAUGCAACAUAAUAAUUCAAUAAGUUAUAAGACAUUAGAAGAGUUAGAAAUGAAAGAGUUAAAAAAUAUCUAGUUGAAUAAGAUAUUAAAAAAAUGAAUAGGCAAUAAAUUAUUAGAGUAUUAAAUGAAGAAUCAAAAAAUUGGAUUUCUGAUAAAAAUUCAUAUGAAAAAUUAGUUGGAAAUCUAUUAAUUCCUGAUACUGUUUUAGAUGAAAUGUCUUAUUAUCNGCUGGUUAAUUUGCUUUAGCCUUUAUGA